AUGUCUUGCAAUUAUGCCGACGGUUUAUCGCCUUAUGAAAACAAAGGCAUUUUAGGAGUCCCAGAAAAAUUUGAUUCCAUAGAUAAAUUUAUUAAGAAGUGCGAGUUAUUGGCGCAAUUUAUAAAUCAAGCAAAGCAUGUUGUUGUACAUACCGGUGCCGGGAUUAGCACUUCAGCUGGAAUACCGGAUUUCAGGGGCCCAAAUGGAGUAUGGACACUAGAAAGAGAAGGCAAGAGACCUAGUAUAAAUAUUUCAUUUGCGGAUGCUCUUCCGACUAAAACCCACAUGAUACUUAAAAAACUGGUGGAAUGUAAUAAAGUUCAUUAUAUUGUAAGCCAAAACAUUGACGGUCUGCAUCUAAAAUCAGGUUUACCAAGGAAAUAUCUCUCAGAAUUGCAUGGUAACAUGUUUAUUGAUGAGUGCAAUUUGUGUAAAAGGCAGUUUGUAAGACAUUCUCCAGUAGAAACUGUGGGCAAAAAGUGCAGUGGCAUACCAUGUGCUGCUGAGCAUGUGACAGGCAGACCUUGCAGGGGUAGACUAUAUGAUGGAGUGCUGGACUGGGAGCAUAGUCUACCUGAAAAUGACUUACUGAUGUCAGAGUGGCAUUCUAGUAUUGCAGAUUUAAGCAUAUGCUUAGGAACUACGCUGCAAAUAGUACCCAGUGGUAAUCUACCUAUUGAAACAGUGAAAUAUGGAGGAAAUCUAGUCAUUUGUAAUUUGCAACCUACAAAACAUGACAAUAAGGCUGACCUAAUAAUAAACUACUAUGUAGAUGAUAUUCUUGAAAAAGUUAUGGAGAUUCUGGGUUUAGACAUACCAACAUAUUGUGAAAACGACAAUCCCAUCAAGCGGGCAGACUCCACCAUCAUAGAUUGGACUAUUGACAGACGAGAUGUAGUACAGCUAGAAAAAUUAUUUAAAUCAAAAUGCAAAGGUGUAAAGAAAAAAAGAAAUUUGGUGAAAAGUAAAAGAAACAGUAGUGAUUUAAUUUUAUUAAAUGGUGUAUGUGAUAAAUCUAAAAUUGUUAAACGGGACAUUAAAGAAGAAAAUGUUAUUAAUGAAGACAUAAAGAUUGAACCUGUUGAGAAUACAAGUGAAACUCUUUAG
This is a messenger RNA of Arctia plantaginis, 1107 nucleotides long. Lineage: Eukaryota; Metazoa; Arthropoda; Insecta; Lepidoptera; Erebidae. The record is from the annotation of a GenBank genome assembly.